AUGUCGCAGACUGGGCCUGUUGCUGCUCCCGCUAUCCCUGCUCCCAGCGCCGAGGCCGCUGCCAAGAAGCCAAAGAAGGCGAAGAAGGCAGCAAAUGGCUCCACCCGCAAGCCCCUGGGGCCCAGCGUCACCAAGCUGACCACCAAGGCCGCGUCUGCCUCCAAGGAGUGCAAGGGGCUCUCCCUUGGCACGAUCAAGAGGGCUGCUGGCAGCUAUGAUGUGAAGGAUGUGAAGAAGAACAACAGCCACAUCAAGCUGGGGCUCAAGAGGCUCGUCAGCAGUGGCACCCUGGUGCAGACCAAGGGCACCGGUGCCUCUGACUCUUUCAAGCUGAACAAGAAGCCAGGUAAGACAAAAGAAAAGGCAGCAAAGAAAAAGCUGGCUGCCAAGCCCAGGAAGCUGGUGGCCAAGAAACCCGUCAGUGCUGCCAAGCCAAAGAAAAAGGUGGUGUUGAAGAAGAGCCCCAAGAAGGUGAAGAAGCUGGUGGUCCCAGCAGACAAGAAAGUGGCCAAGAGUCCCAAGAAAGCCGCAAAGGCAGGCCACCCCAAGAAGGCAGGGACGAGCAUGGCCAAGGUGAAAACGGUGAAGCCCAAAGUAGCCAAGCCUAAGGCAGCCAAACCCAAAGCAGCCAAUGCAAAGAAGGCAGUGCCAAAAAAGAAGAUGACUGAGAGAAACUGA
Poecile atricapillus (Black-capped chickadee) is the source of this 678-nucleotide messenger RNA. Its product is annotated as histone H1-like. The record is from RefSeq and is a predicted model, not a curated record. Gene Ontology annotation, molecular function: DNA binding; structural constituent of chromatin. Lineage: Eukaryota; Metazoa; Chordata; Aves; Passeriformes; Paridae. Gene Ontology annotation, cellular component: nucleosome. Gene Ontology annotation, biological process: nucleosome assembly.